AUGCAGAAAAACCAGGAGAUGCAAAUCCGGAGUCUGUCCCAACGCAUGCAACAGUGGAGAAGCACCAAACACCUCAUGGAUCGUACAGUCAGUGAAUACAUCUCAGCUGCCAAACAGGACUCCGUAGGGGGCGGAUCACAGACAAGCGAACCCACACGUGACCUGCUCCAGGGGUACCCAGCGAUGCCACUACAGCGUCUGCAUGAGAUCGAGGGACUCGGAGUCGUAAGAUCGGACGAGAGCGACGACCUUCCUCCGCAACCACCGCCGCCCCUGAGGAAGCCCAAACUCUCUGAAGUGGAGCUUGAACAGCCCGCACAGAAGUCUCGACCCGCAGCCCCCCAGUACAGUUUCGGUGCUCGCGUCCGCGAGGGGUCCGGCCGUGGCCUCGCUGUUAUUCGCUGCCAGACACAAGGCAGCCGGAGUUUUGUCUUCCAGCAGUCCGUGGAGCCGCGGCAGGCAAUGGUUUCGCUCGGCGCCAAAGACACUCGAGACAUUAACACCUUUGUCGGCGUGAUAAACCAACCUGCCAAGGUGCAGGUGGAUCUGGAUGAUCUGUCACAGUACGAGGUGGUGUCCGGCGCAGCUCGAACAAGAGGCAGCAUGCUGAAGAGAAGCGUCAGUACCAGUGACCUUCAGACACAAAUUACGUCCAUUAGAAACAAUUCUUCCACUCAGUACGAGCCAGCAUAUGAGGGCGAGGACCCUCUACGCCUGAACGAGGGCGAUUUCUCCACGGCACGACGGUUUAAAUCCGGCGGUCAAGAAUACCCUAGCCAACGCCCUAAGACAUCCGACGUGCAGGCGCAAAUCUGCAAGAAUGUCCGCGACCGAGGCAGUCAGGUUGGCGUGGUUGUUAUUCCCACUGAAAUCGAUAUCUCUCGCGUAGAGCUGGAUAAUCUGGGCCUAGAAGUCCAGCCGUCGAGAGAGGCGGCCGCCUUGGGACUGCGUGUCGGUACUCUGCUCUGUCCUGCGUCCAUUGGACAGACCAUCAAACUGCGCGACGCACCAGGCAUCGAGGUGCUCGGUGUCAAGGAUGUGAACUCCAUGCGUGUGCGGCACAAGAAUAUGGUUGCAACCGCCGUCAAUUCCACAAAACAGCGCCCCGGGCGAGACGUGGAAACGCAGAUUAUGACCGUGCACAAGUCCUCCAGGAGUCAGUGCGACUCCACUGAAGAUGUCACGGCGGGCAAGGAACGGCCUCCUGACGGAAAUUCUAACCUUGGAGAAGUGCAGACUCAGAUUGGAAUCCUCAAAAAUACGGCCUCUGUGCAGGCGGUGGCGGCGAUGCAGGUUAUGGACGUGCCCUCAUUCGGGACUAAAAAGAAAAUCGCCUCCGGUGCCGUAGAGGCUGCAACUAAACUCACCAUCAUCCCAGAGUCCAUCGCAGUGACGGCCGAAGAGCAAGCUACGAGAUCUCCCGAAUGGGAGGAGGAGGAGGAGAGCGCGGAAGCAAACGACGUAAUGACCCAGAUUGGCUGUAUCUUGCACUCCCGCGGCCUUCACACGGAUCUGCGCAACUACCUUUCUGACUAUUCUGCCCAAAGUGGCGCCAGUCGGACAGACCAGCUAGACCUUUCCACACAGAUCGGCGUCCUAAGGCGGGAACAGGAACCGACGGAGAUGGAUGCGCAAGCCAACCGUUCUGCCACAACGGCUGACUUGCAGACACAAAUCCUGCCCGUAGUCUCUGACGAGGGCGUACAGGCCGGUAGGAGUGGGACUUUUGAACAUGCCGCUAUCAGCCAGGGGAAGAUUUCAGCCAAAACAACAAGCAGCAUCUCUGCAUUUGCUCCUCAGGCCGGAGAGGAGGCGGAAAGGAUGAUCGGUCGAAACUUCUCGGACUGCAGUACGCAGGUCUCAACCAAACUUAUUCCCACUGAAGUAUCGCUUUCCAAAAUUGGGCUCAGCACGACUGAGGUGUCUUUUAAGAACAGUCAGCAGUUCGAAGCCCUAGGACUUCCAACCGACUCCAUAAUCUAUCCCGGAAAAAUGAAGUACGACACUCAGCUGUCUGAGGACGGCAGCUCUAUUGAGGUAGCCGACGUCAGUGAAGUAAGCAGGUUCCUCGUCACCAAGGAAGACCAAACCGUCAUAGCUCACCUGACGUCAGCAAGCAGAUCUACCGUCUCCGGCGAUGCGCAGACCCAAAUAUUUACCCUGGACAAAGAAAGAAGUGUACAAGCGGCAAUGGUACUCAGCUCCGCCAGUACGCACGGCUACGGACUAAUGUCUAGUCAGUCUUUCAGUGAGCAAACUUCUAACUCCAGCGCGCGCCUGAUGUCGACUACUGACAGAAAUGCUCAGACUAAUGGUCCACCCUUCACCGACCUUCAGACCCAGAUCGGCACUUUAGCGGAGAGAAAGGCCAGCACAAGAGAUUCCAAAGAACAGACCUUCCCCUCGUACGCCUCCUUGCUUUGCACCCAGUGUAGACGCACACUGGAAGACCUGAACGCCCAAGAAACUCAACUGGGCGCGCCCAAUCGGCUGAAUAAUGCGAUCUGUGAGGAGGAGAUCGCACCCCGACGAGACGUAGCAGGUGCGGUCAGUGUCGGACCCAGCCGCGAAAUUGAGUCCUGGUCUACGAAGCCGGAAAGCAAGUCCACCGUCGACAACAUUAACCAGAUCUGUAGGGUAACCCGACAUGCCAGUGUUCAGGUGGGAGUUGAAAUGACGCCAAGUAAGAUUUGUAUGAGCAGAUUUGACGCAGAAAAUGCGCAGAUAAUGGCAACAGACGUUAGUGAGCCUGGGAAUGAGCAGGAGGAAUGCCUUGGAAGUCUAGAUGCCAUCAUCUAUCCAGCACGAAUGAAAGUCACAACGAGGCUCGUAGACGGUGCCUCCGGAUUCCAACUCAUGCCGUUUCCGCAAACCGAGAUGGUGACCCUCAGCGUCGAUAACGCUGGACGAGGUCCUAACAUCACCUCUUCUACUUUCGCCACUAGGAAUUCCUCUGAAGAUGCAUUCACCGGCUUGGAUUCUGCCCCGAAUGAAGAGCUAGACGCCUACCUGGUACUGGACAGUCAAUCUAAGAGCCAAGCGUCAGUCAGUAAGAGUUCGCUGAGAAGACUCUUGACUAAGACCGUUAACUCGACCAAUCUGCGCCUGGUGCCGGUUGUAGGCAGCCAUGUUUCCGAAUCGAAAAUAAGACCCUCAGUCCCCCUCACUGACACUGUCUGUCAGAUAUUUAGGCUCGUAGCCGAUGCAGGGGUUCAGGUUGGAGCCCGGCUUGUUCCACAAGAACUUUCGCUCUCAAAGGUAGGCAUGGAAAACGUUGAACUUAACCUGACGAAUAGAGAGUCCUUCGCAGAUCUCCAGGUGCAAAUCGAUUCCCUUCUCUAUCCCCUGGAUGUGAAAAUGUCAACAGAACUCUGUGAAGGAACUGGCAUCACCAUCGCCCAGCUUGAUGAAGUAGCUCAAAUCUCGAUCAGCAGUACCAGCGGUGCCCUAGAAGAUAAUAUGGCAGUGACAGGGAACGACGGGCCUACGACUGCGGAAUCAGGACCCUCUGGGGGCAGCACGAUGCAAAAGCCUCAAAUGAAUGACUUACAGACGCAGAUUUUACAUGCAGAUAUGCGGCCGAAGCUGGGAUCUCUUAUGGCCGUCGAUCCCGCGAAGGCGAGGUCAGCGGCCGGCAAGUCAUCCGUGCCAUCUGUGGCAGAGUUUUCAUACCUACUGAAGGAUCACAAAAGCAAGAAACGACUGUGCAUCGUUGGCACGAGCGAAACACCUAGAGCUUCAGCUGACUACAUUGGGCGGGUGUUGACAAAAGAGGUCGAAGCGCUCGCGAAAGAACGGCACACUGUCGGGGAGACGAUAAAUCAGAGUUGGCCACCUCUUCGAGGUCGUGACGAGAGCUGUCAAGUUGGCGUUCGUAUGAUUCCAACUUCGGUGGACCUAUCACGACUAGAAGUUGAGAACCUGAGUGUGGAACUAAGUAGACCGGAGAAGAAGAGUGCACUUAAACUGGCAGUGGGAUCCUUCCUGUACCCAGCCAACAUUCAAAUGAAAAGUGAACUCUAUGACGGCAGUGGGGUAUGCGUCCAGUCACUGACAGACACCACUGAAAUUGCCCUAAGAACAACAACAGAGGGACGAGUGAAGGAAGUUCAGGAGGCAAUGCAGGAGCAGCAGCCUCCCACGACGGGUUCAACGAAAAAGAAGGGCCUUCUGACUGGCUGGUGGCAGAAUAUUUCCCACCCGAAGGCUGAAGACGCCGUAUCCAGUCAGUCGAGCACGGCUACUUCAGCCAAAUCAACGCUUGAAGUGUCCUUCACGCCCCUGUCCGGGACAUUUAAACAAGGCAGACAGUCAACUUCCAAUGAGGCCGUCCUGCGUGCUGCUGCCGUAAUCGAAACCAUUGGGGAGAGAGAGGAGGAGAAUGAGGCGGAGUUGAGGGCAGUGAGAGAGGUCAUUCAGGGUGCAACUGUGGAAACUGAAUUCAAGAUUGGGACUCUGCAGUCAGGAGAGGAAAAGUACCCAGCGAGCGGGAAGUUUGACGGCACAAAACAGUUGGGGGUUCUGAGAACUGUUCGAAAUUCACCACCUGAGCUGCGUGAACAGGCGGUCCAAGUCGGUGUGUUGAUGGUACCGGAGGAGAUAGUGAUCUCAUCCAUAAAUUUGGAGAAUAUGAAUCUGGAGAUAAAGAGCCCAGAACAGGCAGAGAGUCUGAGCCUACGAGCUGGCUCCCUUCUCUACCCAGCAGAGCUGAAGAUGCGGACAGAACUAAGUGAGGAAACCGGUGGAAUCAGUCUUACUGGGAUGACCGAAAUUGGCAGUAUUCAAAUCUGUGACGGUGAGAAGUUACUGAAUGGCACAAUUGAGAAGCGCGUCGACGGUAGGCAAACUAGUGUGCGUCAGGCAGUUGGUGGUCACCGAUACGACCUCCAGACACAGGUUGGCCCUCUCACCGCAGAUGUCAAAAUCCCGGCAGCUCUAGUAGCGGAGUCUACUACGGUCCCACCUAUGCCAGGCUUGCCACUGUUCGGUUCUACUGAAACCGUUGCCAGGAUGUUGAAGACGUCCGAGGGGUCUGCCAUUCGCACAACCCUCACAGUGAACACCCAGAAACCGCACAGUCAACUGGAGAAGGUUCAGGCGGAUCUCUCCCAAGCAGGCUCGAAGUUCGCUCACCAAACAACUGACAUGCGGCCGGCCGAGGUAAAACACAUUAAUGUCGUUAUGCCGGGCACAGGCACUACAGGGCUGGCUGAUGGACAGACAGGGGGUGUGAGUGCCGUUCUCACUUCAUCCGGUGCCCAAGUUGAGCCGGCGCCAACUGUACAGGCGGAUGUUCAGGUUGAGGGCACUGAAUGUGUGAUGCCGAUCAAAAGACACUACGAGGAGAACGUCAGUCAUGCCAACGUAGAUACAAAACUCGAGGGAAGCCUUCAACAAACCGCUGAUACGCCUACCAGAGUCGAACUUAACUAUGUCGUCAGUCCUCAGAAUGAGCUUGCGACGACGCGGAACGUCAGACCACCGCCACCACCGGUGUCACCACGACCUCGCAUUAACAUGCAGCAAGUCCAGUCUAGUCGCCCGGAGUUGUUGGUGUCGUCGCAGGUGUCCCACGCCAGAGUCGCCACUAGAGAUGCCAGCCAUCAGGUCGGUGCUGUUCUGGUUCCCACUCGUCUCAGUCUGGAGCAGAUGCGUCUGAACGCCAGCCAAAUAGAGGCACAAACGCGACGGGCAAUCUCAAAUUUGGAAUUGCCGCCGAGCACAGUACUUUGCACCAGCGACAUGUAUCUCUCCACCGUCCUGACGGAGUCUGCUGGAAUCAGUCUAGUCAACACAAAAGUGGGUUCUGACGCUGAAGUGCAGUGGAACAAAGGCGUGUGCGUGGACGAAUCGGUGCAUCCAAAGACUGCGCCUGCUCAGAUCUGUCUAAGCCUAGAACCGGGGGCGGUGACCACUGUUGCUGGAGUCAACCAGUCCAUUGAACAGAUCACGAAUGGGGUCUUCAGUGCGUCCCGGCAAGAGGCCAUGACACAGGAUGUCAAACAAGAGGCGACAGGCAAAUCAAGCACCAGUGUCUCCAACCGACAACAGCGAUGCGUCUUCGACGCCGCAGUCCAGGUUGGCACGCUUCUUGUUCCAACCAAAGUCCAAAUGGAGCGCAUCGGCGUGGACAACCUUGAGCUCAGCGUGCCGACCAGCAAGGAGGACCUUUAUCGGGAAGGCAACAGCGCUAACACCAGCACAGAUAUCGCAGUAAGCGCAGUCCUAUGCUGUUCUGACAUAGAAAUCACUCCAGUUCUGACAGCCAGCACCGGUAUUCAGGUGGCGAAUCUUCGCGAAAUAGAGGAAAUUGACAUUCAGGUAGAAGACGAAGUCUACACAGCAAAUAUCAACAGAAGCAGUCUUCAAAAUCGACUCUAUGUAGGAAAGUACACUGGAGAGAAACCACUGACGGUGCAGGGGCAGGCCGUUGCAGGAGAAAUGAAAUGGACCAACAAAACAGUCAACAGCGACGAAGUGAAAUAUGCACAAGUUGGCAGAGCGCAAGAUAAGGCCAUGAUAAAUAAUGAUUUCGAAGGCCGAUACGCGAAAACCAUAUGCCAAGCGGAUGAAGAGGCUAGAAAUAUAUAUAAAGCCAUUAAGGAGGGAAAGGGGGAAGUUAGACUACGCAACAAGAGCGUCAGAAGAGAGACAACAGACCGACAAACCACAAACGCAGACACUGCAGAGGUACAAGCAUCAAACGAAGACAGCGCACAACCCGUCCCUCCAAAAUUGGACUUCUCCUCACAAGCCGGCUCCAUACUCAUUCCCGCAGUUGUGGACACCAAACGCAUCGAUCUCCAGGGCGCAGAGUUGACAGUCAAAAACGACACCGCUGUGGCCUCCCACGAAGUGAACAUCCCCGUGACCUCACUCCUCUGUGCCAGUACAUCGGAACUCCAGUCUGUAAUCACUACUACCAGCGGUCUGCAGAUGAUGAGUCCGGCUAAUGCCCAGUCGUACAACCUCCAGCAAGACAAGAAAGACACCCUAGUCACGGCGAUUGGCCAUCCGGCGUCAACAAGCCCAGGGAAGGAUACGGCUACCUCGAGACGCACGACUCAGAUCAGC
Spirometra erinaceieuropaei is the source of this 7074-nucleotide messenger RNA. NCBI's taxonomy places the organism in Eukaryota, Metazoa, Platyhelminthes, Cestoda, Diphyllobothriidea, Diphyllobothriidae. The record is from the annotation of a GenBank genome assembly.